Molecule: messenger RNA, 720 nt
Organism: Rosa chinensis
Lineage: Eukaryota; Viridiplantae; Streptophyta; Magnoliopsida; Rosales; Rosaceae
Product: FBD-associated F-box protein At5g22730-like
Exons: 3
Coding region: 1-720 (239 amino acids)
Source: RefSeq, a predicted model, not a curated record
AUGAUAGCUGCUGCAAAUCAUUUUGAGGAUUAUGAAAAUUAUGGGUGCCAAAUUUUUGUCAGUGUUGAUGCUCCAAAUCUUGAAGAGUUAGACAUCUACUAUGAUUUUCUGGUUAGCUGUUCUUUGAAGAAUACCAAAUGUCUGAGGAAAGUCAAGAUAGAUUUCUUAGAUGUGAAACAGCUUGUGGACCGUGAAUAUUUUCUUGGCCUCGCUGAUCGCAUAUGCCAGCUUUUUGCAGAUAUUUGUAAUGCUAAAUACUUGACAGUUUCAGCUCCAAUUUUGGUCGCUCUUGGGGAUGGAUAUCAACGUCUGCCUACAUUUAAUGAUUUGAACCAUUUGGAGCUGCAACUUCAAACUUGUCGAUAUAGGGUUCAAUUCAACUCACUUAUUUUCAAUCAUGUUUGGGACUACAAAUAUUGUGAUGACGACAAUGAGGAUGUUCUUGUACAUGAAUGGGGUGCACCAGAAUUUGCAAACAUUUGUUUGGUUUCACACCUCAAGACUAUUUGCCUAUGGGAUUUCAAGGGGUGUCCAAAUGACAUGGAAGUGGCAAAGUACUUGGUGAAGCAUGGCAAGGCUUUGAAUAGGGUGACUAUUCAUACUCACUUCAGUGAAAACAAAGAGAUGAAGUCACGGUCUCCUACUGCCUUAUGGUCGAAAUUUUCAAAGUUCCCAAGGGGUUCCAAGACAUGUGAGAUUGAAUUUCGGAUAAUUAUCUGA